This is a messenger RNA of Parastagonospora nodorum SN15, 228 nucleotides long. RefSeq lists its product as hypothetical. Lineage: Eukaryota; Fungi; Ascomycota; Dothideomycetes; Pleosporales; Phaeosphaeriaceae. The transcript has 3 exons. The coding region runs from base 1 to 228 and encodes 75 amino acids. The record is from RefSeq and is a predicted model, not a curated record.
AUGUCACCAUCCCCGGCUGAGGAGGCUGAGGUGUCUGAAUGCCAUUCUUAUGACUUGGUCGCCAACUGGUCACCAUGCCUGACUGAGUGUGUUGUGGAGUCUGAGCGCCGUUACCUGGAGGAAUGGCUUCAUUCUCUUACCCGUUUGCAGUCCAGAGCGCGCCUUCCAAUCCUGGGAGACAAGCACAAGCCCCUAUCAUCCUUGCGUGUCAACUGGGGCAUCUAUUAG